UGUGGACGCACCCGGCUGAUCCAGAUAUAUUUGAACAUCCACAGAAGUCUCAGUCCCCGAGGAGGCAGUGCCGUGAGUGUUAGGGACGAGCCUGUUCAGAGGCACCCACAGUGAAGGAGCUGAUAGAGAGAGAGAGAAUAUCAGACUAAAGCAGAAGAAGAAAAAUAGUGAUCGAAGUCUUGAAAACAGUGAAUUAUCGAACCGUGUGAAGGGAAGCCUCGAGACCGCAUCAUGAAGCCGCGACACUGACACACUCAAACUGUACGGUGGAGCACGAAUUCGGAGGUCGCCCUUGAACCAUAAACACCCUUGGAAUCCGACCCCAAACCUACGCAAAAGGAAAACAUACCAAAAAACAACAACGAGAAGAAAACGAGAAUGCGUGUGAGUCGAAACGCAAAAAGCGACUCGGGAGGAUGUUUCGGAGCUUCGGAGGCGUCGCAGCGGAGGUUGAACGGUGACCUUGGGAUGAAGACGCAAGAAGAAGAGGAGGAGGAGAAGGUGGUGAUGGUGGUGCUGCGGGGGCGUGGCGGGUCGUGCUGGAGGUCGGUGGUGGUGACGGCGGUGUUCGUGGUGUUGGCAUGCAUCACCGGAAGUGCUGAGGGGCAGUGUGACGGCUCCCCGCUCUACCUGGCCCCCGAGAACAGUUCCCUGCAUGUCGCCUUCCCCGAGGUGAACUGGGAUGCCCACAGCGGGACAUGGAGCCCCUACCAGUACUACCCCACGUCGGUGCACUGUACGUGGGUGGUGCGUUCCCCGGCUGCCCAUGUCCUCGUCGCCAUGUUCGUCCAGUUCGACACGGAGCAAGAUUAUGAUUUCGUGACCAUCUACGGCUCCGAGGCGCGGACGGAACAGCUGCUCCGAGUGUCCGGGGAUCUGACGGGGGACUGGCUGGUCACGUCGCCGGAGGACACCCUCGUCAUAGACUUUGUCAGCGACGAGUUCACCACCUACUCCGGCUUCCAACUGGCCUACCGCUACGAGCCCAGAGCAUGUGUGGACGGCGGCGUGACGGUGACGGAGGCCCAGCUCAUUGCCCUGCCCACCCUCAACCUGCGUGGGGUGCUCCCGGGUCCAGGCGGGGUCGAUGCUGCACUCACCCCCGCCGCCAAGAGCAAGCCCAAGAAUCUGCAGGCGGAGGUUCCCAAGGGCGGGGCGAGGUGGCAGGUUCGGGAUGGCGGAUCGUGGGUCGCCCGCGCGCAGUACCCCAUCUGGGUGAACUGCACUUGGCGUGUGGCCGUGUCCCAGAGGCAGGUGGUGGAGCUGGAGGUGCUGCGCUUCAACACUCCGGAGAGGGACUUGCUUAAGGUGUGGGAGGUCGGUGUCGGGGGAGCCAGGCCGCUGCUUCAACACGGCGGAGGAGACGUGCCCCAGCGCCGCUCCUUCCGGUCCUCACGCCCUCUCCUCAUCACCUUCCUGGCCCAGUCUGGCGAGGGGGGCGUUGGCUUCCUGCUGGACCUAACCUACAUCACCAGGGCAUGUGACCCCCCGGUUCAGGUGUUGGGGGCCCCUCGUGGCUUAGUCGGGUACCCUCACUAUAACCUGCUUCUUGGGGACGGCCGGAACCAGCAGGGGAGUCUAGGAACACCGGCAUGGCGUACUGAAGAGCGACAGGAGGAGCAAGGACGCAGGGACAGCGGAGGGGCGGUGCACUAUGGUCCGGACUCCUGUAAGUGGGUCAUACGUGCCCCCGCCGGCUACACCUUGAACCUGACCGUGCUGCAUCUGGACACACGCCCCCAGGACCCCAUCAAGGUAAGCUGGGUGACGCGAGGCCAAGGGAGAGGAUGGAAUGGGGAUUGUAAUGUAGUGUUUUUUCAAUUGGGACUCCAUACCAAAACAUAUCAGAGGUCACAAACCCACAAUUUGUAAGACUUUCGCAGAUGU
Molecule: messenger RNA, 1887 nt
Organism: Eriocheir sinensis (Chinese mitten crab)
Lineage: Eukaryota; Metazoa; Arthropoda; Malacostraca; Decapoda; Varunidae
Product: CUB and sushi domain-containing protein 3-like
Exons: 8
Coding region: 379-1872 (497 amino acids)
Source: RefSeq, a predicted model, not a curated record